Molecule: messenger RNA, 698 nt
Organism: Diorhabda carinulata
Lineage: Eukaryota; Metazoa; Arthropoda; Insecta; Coleoptera; Chrysomelidae
Product: guided entry of tail-anchored proteins factor 1-like
Exons: 2
Coding region: 109-591 (160 amino acids)
Biological process (GO): tail-anchored membrane protein insertion into ER membrane
Source: RefSeq, a predicted model, not a curated record
UUCGAAACAAAACAAAUAUUUUUUUACAUGUUAUGGAACAUGUAUUAUUAUAAAAAGUUGAGGUUAUGCUGAACAAAUAAUGUUUAUAUAUUUUUAAUUAACGAAAAUAUGGGAAUUACAUUGCUACUUGUAGCUACUGCUUUGAGUUUUAUUAACGUACAUUCUAAUUUAAUUAGUAAACAGUUAUUAAAAUGGCUUAAUAGACCAUCGUUUAAAGAAAAACAACUACUUUCUAAAAAGAAUGAUUUGAAAACACAACAAAGUACGAUAAGUAUUACCGAAAAUUUUGUUAUAUACUCGAAAAUUCAAAGGCAGAUAAAUAAAAUAGAUGACGAACUAGGCGAAUGUAGAGUUGGAAAAAAUAGCCUUACAACUCAUUUCGGAUUAACUUUCGGAAUAAAAUUUUUAUUUUCAGUAAUAUUGCUCAUGUUAUCUGUUUAUUUCAGAUCGACUCCAAUAAUAAUAUUGGAUAAAAAUAUUGAUUUAAUGCCAUUUAACUAUUUAAUUUCGUAUCCUAACAGUGGAAAUGCAGUGUCUUUUCACUUUUGGGUUAUGUGCAGUUCAGCUGUUGCAAACUUAAUUGAAUUAUAGCAAAUUACUAAUAGUGAAUAUUUCGAAUGAUAUUUGAUGGUCAAAUUAAUAUUUUUGUAAAUUGAUGUGUGUUAGUAAUUUAAAAGACAUUAAAUAUUUUAAUGAUG